Molecule: messenger RNA, 2200 nt
Organism: Leptonychotes weddellii (Weddell seal)
Lineage: Eukaryota; Metazoa; Chordata; Mammalia; Carnivora; Phocidae
Gene: RAD9A
Product: RAD9 checkpoint clamp component A
Biological process (GO): mitotic intra-S DNA damage checkpoint signaling; cellular response to ionizing radiation; DNA replication checkpoint signaling
Cellular component (GO): checkpoint clamp complex
Source: RefSeq, a predicted model, not a curated record
GCGGCGGGUGAGACCCGGAGCCAAGCGGCGGGCCGGGUGGGUAGGGCCCGGCGCGGGCCGGCCGCCAGUCUCAGCUCGGUCGGAGGCCAGACUCGGCCUCGGCGCCGAGGGCAGCAUGAAGUGUCUGGUCACGGGCGGCAACGUGAAGGUGCUCGGCAAGGCCGUCCAUUCCCUGUCCCGCAUCGGGGACGAGCUCUACCUGGAGCCCCUGGAAGACGGGCUCUCUCUCCGGACGGUGAACUCCUCUCGCUCUGCCUAUGCCUGCUUCCUCUUUGCCCCCCUCUUCUUCCAGCAGUACCAGGCGGCCGCCCCUGGUCAGGAAGCCCUGCGCUGUAAGAUCUUGAUGAAGUCGUUCCUGGCCGUCUUCCGCUCACUGGCGACGGUGGAGAGGAGCGUGGAGAAAUGCUGCAUCUCACUGGGUGGCAGGAGCAGCCGCCUGGUGGUCCAGCUGCACUGCAAAUACGGGGUGAGGAAGACUCACAACCUGUCCUUCCAGGACUGCGAGUCCCUGCAGGCCGUCUUUGACCCAGCCUUGUGCUCGAAUGUGCUCCGUGCCCCAGCACGGGUCCUGGGGGAGGCUGUUCUGCCCUUCCCCCCGGCGCUGGCAGAAGUGACACUGGGCAUUGGCUGUGGCCGCAGGGUCAUCCUGCGCAGCUACCAGGAGGAGGAGGAGGCAGGUCCCUCCUGUUCCUGCCUCCACAGACAGCACCGUCAAAGCCAUGGUGACCGAGAUGAGCAUCGGGCAGGAGGAUUUCCAGCAGUUGCAGGCCCAGGAAGGGGUGGCCAUCACUUUCUGCCUCAAGGAAUUCCGGGGACUCCUGAGCUUUGCGGAAUCCGCAAACUUGUCUCUCAGCGUUUACUUCGAUGCACCAGGCCAGCCAUCUUUGCCGUCAGUGACUCUCUGCUGGAUGGACACUUUGUCCUGGCCACGCUGUCGGAGUCGGACCUGCACUCCCCAGCCCUGUGCUCCCCAGAGCUCCGCAGGCUGGCGCCUCCACUCCAGGCUCACAGCACACCCCACCUGGAUGACUUUGCCAACGAUGACAUCGACUCUUACAUGAUUGCCAUGGAAACCACUGCGGACAGCGAGGGCUCCCGGGCGGUACCCUCCAUCUCCCUUUUUCCCGGCCUCCGGCCCCCCUGUAGCCCUGGCCCCUACUCAGAGGACAAUGAAGCUGAGGCCGGUACACAGCCUGGGACUCCCCCACCCAAGAAGUUCCGCUCGCUGUUCUUUGGCUCCAUCCUUGCCCCUGCACACUCCCCUCCGGGCCCCAGCCCUGUGCUGGCUGAAGAUAGUGAGGGUGAAGGCUGAACUGAGAACAAGCCUGUGUCCAGAGGCUCUGGACUAGAUGAAGCCACAGCCUCCCCCUUCCCCCAGGGGCAGCCCAGGGAUAGGGCUGAUCUCCACCCUGCUGGGUGGUCAAGGUGGGCUGUGCUGGAGCUGAGCGCUGGUCCUGCUGCCACCCCAGGUCCCUUGUGGCUAUCUGUGACUAGCCUGGGUCCUAUGUUCUCUCAUCAACUCCCAACCAAUCAUGUCUGUCCCCAGGCUUGGCAAUGAGCCACCACCUGAUGGGAGGUCCCUCACCUAUUAUUCCCCUCCCAGUAGGCCUUUAGGCCAGACUCCAACCAUGUGGCUAGGGCUGGACACCUGCCUUCCCCAAGCGUACCUCCCUAAGACAGAAAUCACAGAGGGGCUGUUGGCCCCUGCUGGUCUACCUUCUUUGCCAAUCAUGACCUGUCCCUCCCCCAAAUCCUGGGCACACCUCUGGGAUCCCUUGUGGCCCGCAAACUUUUUCUUGCUUUCUCUAUGCUGUCUGGCCCUGGCUUGGGAUUCUAAGCCCCUGUGUACCUGAGCCUGUGGCUGGGAUUACCCUGGCUGGGGCCCCAUGCCCAGCAAGCCUAUCCUCCCAAGUGGCCCUAGACAGAAGGGCUGCCAGGCCCAGUAUUUGGGACAAGGGAGACGGAGGCCAUGGCGAGAAUCCAGCUUUGACCUUUAUUCAAGAGACCAGAUGGGUCGCCCCAGGAUCUGUCUGCCAGCCCUGAGGCCAAGCAAGGCUGGAAACCCACAUCUGGCCCUGCUUUGCCCUGAGCUGCAGCCUCGGCCCCAGGAUCCUGCUUGCGACCACUGCAGGUGCAGGCGGAAGGAGCCCUGGGGGACUGGACGCUGCUAUUGAUUCAUUAAAAAAAAAAGAAAAACACA